UCAUCACUUCAAAUUAUGUAAUUCAGGUUCAACGAAAAAUUCAGUUGUGUCAAAUGUCAGAAAUACGUCAACACCAACGAAAUUUUAAUUUAUUAAUUGUUGCUACACUCAAUGUUUGCAGAAGAAUAUAACCUUAUUAUUCUGUGAUCUUAAUUCUUACGUGAAAAAGAAUCGCCGUAAAAAGUGCAGAUUUUCAGUCUGAAAAUUGAAAAAAAUCAUUUGUUCUUUGAGGUGUUGGUUAAGGUAGAAGUUUCUGAAAAUCGAGAUUAUAUUCUCCAAAAAGGAAUUUUUUGUGUGAACAUAACUCGACGAACUUGAAAAAAGGCUUCUCUACUUUAAAUUGAUUGUGUACGAAAAUAUAUACGCCAUGGAGGACAUGAAUGAAGAGACCCAAUUUGUUGUCGACGAUGUAAGCAAAAUUAUUAAGGAAGCAAUCGAGGUUUCGAUUGGCGGAAAUGCUUACAUGCAUAAUAAAGUCAAUCAAUGGACUUCCAAUGUUGUCGAAGCUUGUUUGGGGAAUCUUACUAAAUUACAAAAACCUUACAAGUAUAUAGUAACGUGUACGAUAAUGCAGAAAAAUGGAGCUGGUUUGCACACAGCAAGUUCCUGUUAUUGGGACAAUGCGACCGACGGAAGUUGUACAGUUCGUUGGGAAAAUAAGACGAUGUACUGUAUCGUCUCUGUAUUCGGUCUCGCAAUUUAGUUUAUUUUCCAAUUCUACAGAUCUAGUUCAUCCGAGAUCAAAAUAAUAAAAUGCUUCGAGCUUGUUAACGGAAAUUCGAUUUUUAAACUCCGCUAACCGAAAGAAAGCCUAAGAAUUUUCCAAAAUUUUACUAAAUGACGAUUUAUUUCUGAAAAAAAUUCUCUAUUUUAUAUUAAAAUUGUUAAAUUUUCUAGGUAUAGAAUUGCAUUUACCGAGAUAAUGUUGCCUAAUUCUCGUUUUUUAUCCUCUGUAACAAAAAAAAAUCUUUCCAAAUUUCAACAAUUUCUGUAAGUUUAACUAAUAUGUUUGUGCGAAGUAAAAAGACCUAAAUUAACAAUUUUUUUCAGUGUUUUGUAUAAUGUGUAUUUUGUUAACAAACAGUGUAUUAUACUGCUUUUUUUUAGAUAAGAUUACCUUGGAGAUUUGGUGCGUUUAUUUUUAAGUGAACCUUAAUUUUAUUUC
Belonocnema kinseyi is the source of this 1165-nucleotide messenger RNA. RefSeq names its product dynein light chain Tctex-type (gene Dlc90F). The coding region runs from base 368 to 703 and encodes 111 amino acids. The record is from RefSeq and is a predicted model, not a curated record. The transcript is spliced from 3 exons. Lineage: Eukaryota; Metazoa; Arthropoda; Insecta; Hymenoptera; Cynipidae. Gene Ontology annotation, molecular function: dynein intermediate chain binding. Gene Ontology annotation, cellular component: cytoplasm; cytoplasmic dynein complex. Gene Ontology annotation, biological process: microtubule-based movement.